Molecule: messenger RNA, 2958 nt
Organism: Manduca sexta (tobacco hornworm)
Lineage: Eukaryota; Metazoa; Arthropoda; Insecta; Lepidoptera; Sphingidae
Product: pre-mRNA-splicing factor syf1 homolog
Exons: 2
Coding region: 398-2920 (840 amino acids)
Biological process (GO): mRNA splicing, via spliceosome; generation of catalytic spliceosome for first transesterification step
Cellular component (GO): post-mRNA release spliceosomal complex; Prp19 complex; U2-type catalytic step 2 spliceosome
Molecular function (GO): protein binding
Source: RefSeq, a predicted model, not a curated record
GAAGAUUUUAACACCAAAGGGGGAAAUUUGGGGAAACACACUGUAUCACUUAUAUUAAGAACUCUUGUAAUGUGAAAAUAGUUGAUUAUCGUGUACUUAUAUUUCUUUUGGGGUGAAUUUUCUCAAAGUCCCUAUAUUUAUCAGGUUUCUUAGAUAUUAGACUUUGAUUUGACAGUUGACACAUGCCAGUUCCGAAAUUCGUGAAAGUUGGUGUCCAUGUCCAUAACUACUCUUGUUGUGUGUUGUGGUUUUGUCCUACAAAGUAAAAAUAGAUGUAUUUUUUUAGUUAAUAUUCUUACUUUUAGACAUAACAAAACACCAAAGUCCAAGCACAAGGUUCUUGGAUAUUUUUAAUCAUUUUAGUGUACAUACAUUGCAGUUGACUGUAUUCGCUAAAAUGCCUUUACUAGACGGCAAAGAAAUUGAUAUAUUUUUCAGUGAAGAAGAUCUUCCCUAUGAAGAGGAAAUAUUACGGAAUCCUUUCUCUGUCAAACAUUGGCUCAGAUACAUAGAGCACAAAAAAGCAGCACCAAAACAUGAAAUUAAUAUGGUAUAUGAAAGAGCUCUUAAAGAACUGCCAGGUUCAUUUAAAUUGUGGUACAAUUAUUUAAAAUUGAGGAGGAGUCAAAUUAGGUGGAGCUGUAUAACUGAUUCCUGUUAUGAAGAUGUUAACAAUUGCUUUGAGCGCUCUCUAGUCUUUAUGCACAAAAUGCCCAGGAUAUGGAUGGAUUACUGUACCUUUUUAACAGAUCAAUGUAAAAUAACAGCUACAAGGAAAGCAUUUGACUGUGCUUUGAGAGCAUUGCCAAUAACACAACAUCACAGAAUAUGGCCACUCUAUUUGAGUUUCCUAAAGAAACAUAAUAUCCCUGAAACAGCAGUUAGAGUUUUUCGUAGAUAUCUUAAGUUAUGCCCAGAAGACACUGAAGAAUAUAUUGACUACUUAAUAUCCAUUGGCAAGCUUGAUGAAGCUGCUCUUAAAUUAGCACAGAUAGUCAAUAAUGAAAACUUCCAAUCUAAACAUGGAAAAUCUAAUCAUCAGCUUUGGAAUGAGCUUUGUGAACUUAUAUCUAAAAAUCCUGAUCAAAUACAUUCUCUUAAUGUAGAUGCUAUUAUCAGAGGUGGACUUAGAAGGUACACCGAUCAAUUGGGACACCUAUGGAACUCUUUGGCAGAUUAUUAUGUAAGAAGUGGUCUUUUUGAAAGAGCCAGAGACAUUUAUGAAGAAGCUAUUCAAACAGUAACAACUGUUAGAGAUUUUACCCAAGUGUUUGAUGCAUAUGCACAGUUUGAAGAACUUAGUCUUAGUAAAAAAAUGGAAGAAAUUGCAAAAAAACCUAAUCCAACUGAAGAUGAUGAUAUUGACUUGGAAUUACGCCUAGCCAGAUUUGAAUAUCUUAUGGAGAGGAGGUUGCUAUUACUUAAUUCAGUUCUGCUCAGACAGAAUCCACAUAAUGUUGCAGAAUGGCAUAAAAGAGUAAAGUUAUAUGAAGGUAAACCACAUGAAAUUAUUGAUACUUAUACAGAAGCUGUACAAACUGUAGACCCAAAAUUGGCUGUGGGUAAAUUGUACACAUUGUGGGUUGGAUUUGCAAAAUUCUAUGAAAAUAAUGAACAGAUUGAAGAUGCAAGAUUAAUUUUUGAAAAGGCAACACAGGUAAACUAUGCAAAAGUUGAUGAUUUAGCAUCAGUAUGGUGCGAAUGGGCUGAAAUGGAAAUUAGACAUGAAAAUUAUGAACAGGCACUUAAACUUAUGACUCGAGCAACUGUACUUCCUAGUAGAAAGGUUGCUUAUCAUGAUGAUUCUGAAACAGUACAAAUGAGAUUAUACAAAUCAUUAAAAGUAUGGUCCAUGUAUGCAGAUUUGGAAGAAAGUUUUGGUACUUACAAAUCUUGCAAAGCUGUUUAUGAUCACAUAAUUGACUUAAAAAUUGCCACACCACAAAUAAUUAUAAACUAUGGUCUAUUUUUGGAAGAACACAACUACUUUGAAGAAGCUUUCAGAGCUUAUGAAAAAGGUAUAGCAUUGUUUAAAUGGCCUAAUGUGUAUGAUAUUUGGAAUACAUAUUUAACAAAAUUUUUAAAGAGAUAUGGUGGCACAAAGCUUGAGAGAGCUAGAGACUUGUUUGAACAAUGUCUUGAAAAAUGUCCUCCUGAAUUUGCAAAAUCGAUAUUUUUGCUCUAUGCAAAAUUAGAAGAGGAGCAUGGGUUAGCUAGACAUGCCAUGUCAGUAUAUGAGCGUGCCACCACUGCAGUCCUUCCAGAACAAAUGUUCGAAAUGUUCAACAUCUACAUUAAAAAGGCUGCAGAAAUCUAUGGAGUACCUAAAACUCGUCAAAUCUAUGAAAAAGCAAUUGAAACUCUUCCUGAUGACAAAGCAAGAGAAAUGUGUAUACGCUUCUCAGAAAUGGAAACACGUUUAGGUGAAAUAGACCGGGCCAGAGCAAUAUAUGGCCACUGUAGUCAAAUGUGUGAUCCAAGGAUUACAGCAGAGUUUUGGAAUACCUGGAAAGAAUUUGAAGUUAGACAUGGGAAUGAAGAUACAAUGAGAGAAAUGCUUAGAAUUAAAAGAAGCGUGCAAGCCACAUAUAAUACUCAGGUUAAUAUGAUGUCUGCACAAAUGUUAAGUUCAGCUGCACAAGCAGCUGGUACUAUUUCAGAUCUUGCUCCAGGCAUGAAAGAUGGAAUGAGAAUGUUGGAAGCGAAGGCUGCAGAAAUGGCUGUUCAAAGCAAAGGAAAUAUUAUGUUUGUUAGAGGGGAAACACAGGGUCUCAAAGAAAGCUCAGACAAAGUGGUCAAUCCUGAUGAAAUUGACAUUGAUGAGGAAUCAGGCAACAGUGAAGAUGAGGGAGAAGAUGAACCUGUGCAAAAAAAAGAUAUUCCAGCUGCAGUGUUCGGAGGGUUGAUGAAAGAAGAUUAAUAAUGUAUUUGAAGAAAAUUACAUGUUUCAGUAAUAAA